This is a messenger RNA of Dentiscutata erythropus, 195 nucleotides long. The record is from the annotation of a GenBank genome assembly. Lineage: Eukaryota; Fungi; Glomeromycota; Glomeromycetes; Diversisporales; Gigasporaceae.
AUCAAGAAUUAUGAUAAUGUAACUACAGGUGCAGAAAAGCUUGUUGAACUUGCUGAAGAAUUAGGAUCUGAUGAUAACAUAACUGCGAUGGUGGUACGACUACCUGCAUGGGGAAUUAAAACGCCGGAUCAUACAAAAGCCUUAAGGAAAUACAGACUUGAGAAUGACAGCCCCGCAAUGAAACGACGUGUAUAA